GCGUGGUUUGGCGGUAUACUGAGCGCCCACGAGACCGAAAACCCCGUCUUUAAUAACUGGAACCUCGUGAGGCUGGUCUACUGCGAUGGCGGGGGCUAUGCCGGCACGAGAGGGCGGAUCAAGCUCACGCGCGGCUUCUUUCGAUUGAACUCGACAGCCACUGCUUCUUCGAGAACGGUGCGGCUCGCCGCGGCAACGAAUGUGAGCUUCGAUGAUGCAGCCGGGUCAACAGAGUCAAACAAGCCAAGCAAGUCAACCGAGUCAACCAAGUCAACGGAGUCAACCAAGUCAACAGAGUCAACCAAUUCAGUGCCUUCAGCCAUCUACCUGGAUGGAUGGAACAUCAUUCAGGCUGUGCUCGAAGACCUCCAGCACCACCGUGGAUUUGGCGCUGCCUCCCAGAUUUUGCUUUCGGGCAGCUCGGCUGGCGGGCAGGCCACGGCAAACCUCUGUGAUUGGCUGGCCUCGUCUUUCCCAUCCGCGUCCAUCCGAUGCCUUGUGGACUCUGGCUUCUUUCUUG
Molecule: messenger RNA, 520 nt
Organism: Closterium sp. Naga37s-1
Lineage: Eukaryota; Viridiplantae; Streptophyta; Zygnematophyceae; Desmidiales; Closteriaceae
Source: the annotation of a GenBank genome assembly